This is a messenger RNA of Folsomia candida, 1368 nucleotides long. RefSeq names its product O-antigen biosynthesis glycosyltransferase WbnK. NCBI's taxonomy places the organism in Eukaryota, Metazoa, Arthropoda, Collembola, Entomobryomorpha, Isotomidae. Gene Ontology annotation, molecular function: galactoside 2-alpha-L-fucosyltransferase activity. The coding region runs from base 136 to 1188 and encodes 350 amino acids. Gene Ontology annotation, biological process: carbohydrate metabolic process. Gene Ontology annotation, cellular component: membrane. The record is from RefSeq and is a predicted model, not a curated record. The transcript is spliced from 2 exons.
AACUCAGGAUCAGACCGACUUGUGGUUUAGUGAUGUAACAAAUGUGAAAAAUAGAGUAAAUGUCUGUCUUUUUAAUUAAAAUGUUGAAGUUGACCCCCGCCCUUCAAAAGUACUUAAAAUUUUAAUUUAGGCGACAUGUCCAACCUGCUGUACAUUUUCUGCAUUUCCUUAAUAAUUAUAAGUCAACCAGUAAACUCAACAGGCAAAUUCAUUGAUAAGCAAGCUACCAAUGAUGACGUAUCAACAAAAACUGUACCAUCAAAAUCAGUCCUUCUACGAGCAAUUGGAGGCUUGGGUAACCAACUCUUUAAAUUCGCUUGCAGUUACUCAUUAGCCAAAAAACAUAGACGCCCUUUGUUCGUGUACGUCCCAUUCAUUGAGAAUAACCCAGAAAACCGAAGCUUUGCAGCAAAUGAUCGCCAAUUUGUUCUCGACUACUUUCACGUGGAUCGUUAUGCCACUAUGAUAGAUGAAACAUGGAAAUUCGCCACCACGAAGCCAACCAAUAUACCCGACGAUAAUCUAUUGUCUCAAGACUACAACUCGUCCGCUCCAAUUUUCCAACACGUAGAUUAUUGCCAAUCUCAAGCAUUCUUUGCUCCCUUCAAGAAUCAUGUUGUGGAUGCAUUUCAAAUAAAAAUUGAACUUCUCCAAAGUUCUACCGUCUCCAAAUGGAUUCACCAAAUCAACAGUACUCCUGUCAGUGUUGCUGUACAUAUUCGGCAUGGAGAUUUCUCACCAAUGAUCCGAAUUCCUACUAUUUUUUAUCAAAAAGCAGUAAAAGACAUGAUAGCAAAACUUGCUCCUGUGAAACCCACAUUUUUCAUAUUUACGGACGAAUUUAAUCGACGCCUACUCCAACAAGAGUUUGACUUUCUAUUUAAUGCCGAUAAAAUUACAACGCAUGUGGUAUCGAAUCCCACCAGCACGAAUAGUUUACAAGAGUUUUACUUAAUGAGUAGUUGCAGGCACCAGAUCAUUCCAAAUAGCAGUUUCGGUUGGUGGGCUGCUUAUCUGAAUAGAAAUAAGGAUAAAAUUGUUAUAGCUGCGCAUCAUAAUCCAAGACUGUUUGAUGCGCUGCAUGGAAGAGACAGUAAAGUGGCGUUGUAUCACAGGUUACAAUACAGAUAUUUGUACUACCCGCAAGAGUGGUUUGUUUCCGACCUGUUUAAUGAAACUGUAUUUUAAUAUUAUCAACAACAGGAAUCCUAAGUAGAGAUAAGCUUUAUGUGUAUGUAUAUGCGUGUGUGCUUAGGUAUGUACAUAUAUACAUAAAUACAUAAGUCCUUAUUAAAAACUAUGCCACAAUUACAACUUAAUAAAUAGUGCUAUUACGUGAAAAUAUGCAAUAAAUAACGUGACGUUUAA